AUGAAAAAGAAAUAUCAUAUACCAAAAGAAAAGAGUGUUGAACUCUUCAAAUCUUUAACUGUUCAUGAAAAAAAAUUUGGAGAACGUAUACGUAUUGAAAGUGUUAUUUUAUCUAAACGAAAAGUUCAAUAUGAAGAGCAAAUAAAAGAAAAUCCUUUCCAUUACGAUGUUUGGUUUGACUAUACACGUCUUUUAAUCAGUGAAGGGCAAGAACGGGCAGAGGUUGAAGAUUGUUUUGAAAGGGCUAUUGCCAAUGUUCCUCCAUAUAUGGAAAAACGUUAUUGGCGUCGUUAUAUCUGGUUAUGGGUUUAUUAUGCAAUAUAUGAAGAAUUGGAUGCAAACGAUCCUGAACGUUGUAGAGAGGUUUUUUUGAAAAAAAUUUUUAAUACAUUUUUUAUAAAGGUUUGGACUGCUUGUUUAGAUAUAAUUCCUCAUCGUCAAUUUACUUUUGCAUUUAUUUGGUUAAUGUUUGCACAAUUUGAAUUACGACAACUUAACCUGACUGGGGCACGUAAAAUUCUUGGCGUUGCAAUUGGGAAAUGCCCAAAGAAAAAAUUAUUUCGUGAAUACAUUGAAAUUGAGCUUAAAUUGAGGGAAUUUGAUAGGUUGAUCUAUUUAAUAUUUUAA
This is a messenger RNA of Meloidogyne enterolobii, 627 nucleotides long. Lineage: Eukaryota; Metazoa; Nematoda; Chromadorea; Rhabditida; Meloidogynidae. The record is from the annotation of a GenBank genome assembly.